AUGAAAAAUCUAUCGUUUGUCUUAAUUCUAGCGUUCUUCAUUCCCAGUCAAGCAGGAAAAUCAUGCGAACCGCUACCGGACACUCCUACUGCACGACUGAUGUACUACGGCAAGAACAGCAUUUACGUUCUACCUCAAGAACCAUUGAGCGAAGGAACCGUGGCUAAACUGAAUUGCAACUUCGAUACGGUAGCGGAGGGAGAAACUUCAACGACAUGUGUAGAUGGACGACGCAAUCCUACAUCAUCUUUAGUUCAUGGUUCGCGGACACCGCUUUGGAUAACCUCUGAGCAACCUGACAACGAAAUUUGCUUGCCCAUGCGUUCAGCACUCAUUGAACGCGGAUGUACAAGAACCACUGACACCACUGGUGGACGACCAUUUGGAGACUUCUGGGAGUAA
Molecule: messenger RNA, 402 nt
Organism: Necator americanus (New World hookworm)
Lineage: Eukaryota; Metazoa; Nematoda; Chromadorea; Rhabditida; Ancylostomatidae
Exons: 4
Coding region: 1-402 (133 amino acids)
Source: RefSeq, a predicted model, not a curated record